Messenger RNA from Phalaenopsis equestris, 689 nucleotides. Its product is annotated as late embryogenesis abundant protein Lea14-A-like. The transcript is spliced from 2 exons. NCBI's taxonomy places the organism in Eukaryota, Viridiplantae, Streptophyta, Magnoliopsida, Asparagales, Orchidaceae. Gene Ontology annotation, cellular component: cytosol. Gene Ontology annotation, biological process: response to desiccation. The record is from RefSeq and is a predicted model, not a curated record. Bases 79 to 558 code for a protein of 159 amino acids.
CCGGUUUCUCCGCUCCCAAACCACACAAAAGCGCAAAAAAAGGCGAAGAAAAAACCCUAAUCAGCAGACUGAAGAACAAUGUCGUCUCUCAUUAACAAAGCGAAGGGAUUCGUGGCCGAGAAGGUUGCGCACGUGCAGAAACCGGAAGCAAGCUUGAAGGGCGUCUCCAUCAAGAACGUCGGAAGAGAUGGCGCCCAAUUCCAUAGCGAUGUCUCCGUCGACAACCCUUACAGCCACCGCCUCCCUGUUUGCGAGAUCACCUAUACCCUCAAGAGCGCCGAUCGGAUCGUGGCGUCGGGGACGAUGGCGGAUCCGGGAUGGAUUGAGGCGAGCAAAGCGACGACGCUAGAGAUUCCAUUUAAGGUGCCCUACGAUUUCUUGAUAAGCUUGCUCAGGGAUAUUGGCCGCGAUUGGGAUAUUGAUUACGUGUUUGAUGUUGGAUUGACGAUUGAUUUGCCGAUUAUUGGGAAUUUUACCAUUCCUUUGUCGACGAAGGGGGAGUUGAAGCUCCCUUCGUUUACUAAUUUCUUCUCGGGGGAUAAGGAUUCUGAUUCCUAAUUUCCCUCAUCGUCCCUCUUCGUCUCUAAGAUCGAGGAGUUUUGUUUCUGUUUAAUGUUUAUGCUGUUAAUAAAGUCUGAUGGGGAUGGACGCUUUGAGAUUACCGACAAGAUCUGAAGUGCUUUUUUUUU